Ornithodoros turicata is the source of this 1074-nucleotide messenger RNA. RefSeq lists its product as uncharacterized. The record is from RefSeq and is a predicted model, not a curated record. The coding region runs from base 1 to 1074 and encodes 357 amino acids. NCBI's taxonomy places the organism in Eukaryota, Metazoa, Arthropoda, Arachnida, Ixodida, Argasidae. The transcript has a single exon.
AUGGAAGAUUCGCAGCAAACAAGUGAUGUGACUGUGAACAGGGAAAGUGCGAUGUGGGAACCAGGAUGCAAUGAUUCUCCCUCUGAAGAUAGCUGUGUGGACAAGGGUUCCCAGACCGACAAUCCUGUGUUGGACCGAAUCCGGGAACUUGAACAUCUUCUAGAAGUCGAAAAGUGCAAAACGUCUGAGCUAGAGUGCCAACUCUUAAAAAGCCAAACACAGGAGGCAUAUUGGAAAGCACGCUUCAGAGAUUUGGAAUCAGCAAAGUUGUGCCUGGAGAACAUGAAAACUUCGAAAGAUAUGCUGUAUUACACAGGCUUGCCCUCUCAAGCUCUUUUCAUGGACAUUCUUGGAUUAGUGUUGAAGCAAAGUCCCAAUCUUUCAAGAGGUGAGGCGAUAGGAACACACAGUGCUGAAGAUCAAAUGUUCAUGGUUUUAGUGCGACUGCGGACUGGGAUGCAGGCAAAAGAGAUAUCCAGGAACUUUUCAGUGCCCAUGGCUACCUUCAGCCGCAUUUUUUCCAAGUGGGUCCUGGCCUUGAAAAAUGUACUUUUGACAGUGACUAGGUUUCCAAGUCUCAGUGAGGUACAGCGGCAUCUUCCGCCUCAUUUCAGACAGUACCCAAACACUCGUAUUGUUAUUGACACAACAGAAGUUCGUAUUCAAAAACCAUCAAGCCAUAAUGCCCAAAAGCAGACUUUUUCAAAUUAUAAGCAUGCAAAUACGAUGAAGUGUCUGGUAGGAGCAACGCCAGACUGUUAUGUAAGCUUUGUGUCCACCUUAUAUGGUGGAGGAACAAGUGACAGGGCCAUUGUGCAGCAAUCAGCUAUGCUUGACCUCUUGGAACCAGGGGAUGCAGUUAUGGCGGACAAGGGCUUUAAAAUUGAUGACUUGCUUCCUCGUGAUGUUGUAAUCCAUAUGCCUCCUUUCCGCAAUGCAGGUGAAGCCCAAAUGAGCGCGAGAGACGUUGAGGCAACAAAGCACAUUGCAUGUGCGAGAGUGCACAUUGAAAGAGUUAUUCGGAGAAUCAAGGAGUUCCAGGAGUCCAUAUAUUGGACAGACCUUUCCCCAUAA